AUGGGCACCCUUCAGGCCACCAUGGUCCAUGAGCUCAGCUGCAAUCUUGAGCUUUACCAAAGGGCCUCAACUCCCACGGCUCUCUCUUCCCUAGACCCCGCCAUCGAGAAGUCCCCAUUUGGAUCCUUCUUACUUUCUACGAUGCCUUCCGUUCUUGCUGUCUUGAACAAUAACCCUGACCACGAAAAAAAAAAACUCAAAGACGGGCACCAAACUUGGACUCGAUCCUCAAGCAUCGUCGGCCCUGGCACCAUGAUCUUCAGUCUCCCACCACAGCGAGAGGACAUUGAUGUGACCUGUUGCGACAAACUUCUCACAUUGGGAUAUCUGGGAACAGUAGGUCUACUAGAGAACUCGGGAGUAAUCGGACACAUGGUGGGUGGAGGAAUUCGCAGGGGAAAAUAG
Penicillium soppii is the source of this 405-nucleotide messenger RNA. RefSeq lists its product as uncharacterized. The record is from RefSeq and is a predicted model, not a curated record. Lineage: Eukaryota; Fungi; Ascomycota; Eurotiomycetes; Eurotiales; Aspergillaceae. The transcript is spliced from 2 exons. Bases 1 to 405 code for a protein of 134 amino acids.